GCCACACUCGCAGACCAGACCUUGAGGAGCCCUGGCGCCCAGCGAAGCGGUGAGAAACGGGGCUGGGAACUGGGAGGAACCAGCGGGUGAGGGAGGCUCCUGCCCCAGGCCACCGGCCUAGGAGGGUUCCCCAAUGGCCCUUCGCAGAGAGGGGACGAGCAGGGUGGCCAGAUUUCGCACCUCUCUCAGGGGUCAGUGUGUGGUGAGCAAGGACAGCGGCAGGACCCAGGAAGCGUGAAGCGGGGAGUGGGCAUCUCCUGAGCCCCUGCGACUGAGCCCCUACCGUGCCCCAGACCAGAUGAGGCACCAACCGGACUCCUGCAAUCCCCGCCCUCCUUGCCGCUGUGGCCUGGGACAGGAGGACGCAGAUGCAAUUUAAAAGCAGGGAAAGUGACAAUCAAUUGGUGCUUUUCAGAGUCAGAAAAAGGGGGGCCCUCAAGUUCUGCGCUGGGGGGCGUUUGAUUUCCAUGUUACAGACUUUCUCUGGAAGAGAAGAAAGGGUAUGAAUUGUCCCUGGUAGUGGCUCCAGACUCCCAGAAAGCAUGAGGCCAGCUGGCAGGACUGUUUUCUGAGACCCAUUUGUGCAUGGCCAGGACUGGGGCAGAGACCCUGGAGGCUCUUCUCCCUCUGCAGAGCCCCCAACUUGCCAGGAGUGACUCCCGAAUCCCCAUGAUUAGGGUGUGCACAUCUUAGUACCCUGCGGGCUGUGGCGGAUCUGCCCCCAGUUCUGGUGGCUGAAGUGACUGAACCCUGAUCUUGAAGGAGGUGCUGCUGAGAUAGAGGGAGGCAAGUCCAGAUUCCAGGAAGGGGGUGGGGGAUGGACAAAGGUCUGGAGAAAGGAUGCACUUUGGGGAGCAAGGUGAAAGGGGGCCGUGAGGGGAUGCCUUGAAUGUCAAACUGGGAACCCCAGAGAACACAGGUUCUGAGCUCCCUGCUUCCCCCUGCAGGACCCCUGAGCUGAUCCUACCCCUUUCUGGCCAGUGGAAGGCUCCUGCCCUCCCCAGCUCACCAGGGCUACCGUUCCCAGCUUCCUUCCUGAGAGGACUCCUGGAGACCAUCCCUUUUCCACAUUGGCCAGGUCUGUGAUCCCAACUGUCCCUCAUCUUUUCCUACUGGAAUCAGAAUGGCCCUCUGGUGUUACUGCCUCUUCUGUCUUCUGAUCAGGAGUCUCUCUGGGACCUGUUCUAACUCCCCAGGUGAAACAAGGCGCCCUUGGGUGGCAGCUUCGCAGGCCCCUGGUGAGAUGGUGGAGAUUUCAGAUGGGGUGUGCAAGUUUCCAAAGCAGCGGCUGAGCUGGUGGCAAGCCCAAGAGUCUUGUGAGCAGCGGUUUGGCCACCUGCCAAUGGGGCCCCCAGAUGGGGUUCUUGCUUCGCGGCUUCGUGACCCAGUCUGGUUGGGCCAAAGAGAAAUCUCCCUGCGGAGUCCCCCACGGAGGAGCGAGCGCACCACCGCGGCGCUGGUGUUCGGCGAGAAGACGGCGGACAGGGCGGCGCGGCUGCGGACGCCCCUGCCAGCUCUGGAGGCGCUGACGGCGUGCGCGCACUUGCAGUGGGACAGCAGCUCGCCCGAAGUGGCCGCGAUCUUCUCCCUCGCCGCCCCCGCGCUGGCCAACGCGCUGCAGCUGCGGGCCUUCGCCGAGCCGGGCGGCGCGGUGCGGGCGGCGCUGGUGGUACGCGGGCACCACGCUCCCUUUCUCGCAGCCUUUCGCGCCGACGGCCGCUGGCACCACGUGUGCGCGACAUGGGAGCAGCGCGGGGGUCGCUGGGCGCUGUUUGCUGACGGGCGGCGGCGCGCCACGGCGCGAGGACUGGGCGCGGACCACCCGGUGCCGCCCGGUGGCAUCCUGGUGCUGGGCCAGGAUCAGGACUCCCCGGGCGGCGGCUUCUCGGCGCGCGACGCCUUCAGCGGCAACCUCACCGACUUCCACCUGUGGGCCCGGGUGCUGAGCCCCGCGCAGCUGCACCGCGCACGCGCCUGCGACCCGCCUCCCGACGGCCUGCUCUUCGUCUGGGACCCUGGCUCCCUGGACAUCACACCCUCACUGCUGCCGCCCGUUCCGACGCGCCUUCCCUGCCCGGUGCCCUCAGAAGAGUGCCCCACGUGGAACCCAGAACCCCCCACCGAGGGCUCGGAGCUCUGCUUGCAGCCGCUGCUCUUCCUCUGCUGCUACCAGAAAGAGACCUAUCAGCAGCUGCAGGAUGUCCGGUUGUGGCCAGGACAGGAUGUUAUCAGCAAAGUCAAUGCUUUGGCCAAGGCCAUUGUGCUCCUCCCAGACCCCCUCUCUGAAGCCCCUGAGGCCCUGACCCUGGACAAGGCCUCCAGGUUCCUGGGCCUUCUGGACAGAGUCCUGGUGGAGGAGACCACUCCACUGGGGCCGGCUGCACUGCUGGCUGUCCUGCACUUCCUGAAGAGGGUGACAGCCCUUGGGGCUGGGGAGCCAGAGCCCUUGACAGGGCCCUGGGAACAGCUGGGCAGGGGCGUCGUGUCUGUGGCCAGCCGGAUCCUGGAGAAGCAGAUGGCUGGAGCGUGGCUGUCCCUCAGUGAGGUGGUCGGUGGACCUAUGGCCCUGGUGGCGAGCAUGCAGCGCCUGGCACCCCUGCUGAGUACCGUGCUGACCUCUGAGCAGCCCCGAAUGUCCAUCCAGCACCAUCAUGCAGGCCUGGAGGUGCGGAGCCUACACCUGAGGGAGGCCAGCGCUGGGGGCUACGUAUUCACAAUGCCUGGGGGGCAUCCAGAGGGGCCCGGCCACAUCCACAUUCCCGCAGGUGAAGUGAGGCGGCUCAUCGGGAAAGGCCUCUCUGGAGUCACCAUGAUCCACAGCUGGUUCACCUCCAGUGUCUUCCAGUACGCCCUGGGGGUGCCUGCCCUGAAACCCCAGGCCUCUGACAGCUCAGAGGAGGCCGACAGGAUGCAGAGGUUCCUGAGCACACAGGUGGGGUCAGCCAUCCUCUCCUCCGAGGUGUGGGACGCUGUCGGGGAGGUCAGCACGGCUGUGACCUUCCACCUGCAGCACCAGGCCCAGGCCUUCCCUCAGAAGCUGGUGGAGCCCGUCUGUGCUUUCUGGAACUUCAGCAUCAGCCCACACACAGGGGGUUCCUGGGCCACCGCGGGCUGCUCCGUGCUCUCCCUGUACCAGGACUCCACUGCCUGCUUCUGCAACCACAGCACCAGCUUCGCUGUCCUGUUGCAGGUGUACGACAUCCAGAGAGGCCCCGAGGAGGAGUCACUUCUGAGGACCCUCUCGUUUGCGGGCUGUGGCGUGUCCCUGUGUGCCCUUGCUACCACCUUCUUGCUCUUCCUGGCAGCUGGGGUCCCCAAGUCAGAGAGGACCACAGUCCACAAGAACCUCACCUUCUCCCUGGCCUCUGCUGAGGGCUUCCUCAUGGCCAGUGAGUGGGCAAAGGACAACAAGGUGGCAUGUGUGGCUGUCACAGCUGCCAUGCACUUUCUCUUUUUGGUGGCAUUCUCCUGGAUGCUGGUGGAGGGGCUGCUGCUAUGGAACAAGGUGGUAGCCGUGAGCAUGCGCCCAGGUCCCAGGAUGAGGCUCUACUAUGUCAUAGGCUGGGGCAUGCCCGUGGUCAUCGUGGCCAUCACCCUGGCCCUGAGAUCCCAUGACUAUGUGGCCGCCGGACACUGCUGGCUUGAUGUGCACGCAGACACCAUCUGGGCCUUCGCGGGGCCGGUGCUCCUCGUGCUGAUGGCCAACACCUACAUCCUGUUCCGCGUGGUGAUGGUCACCGUGUCCAGCGCCCGCCGCCGUGCCCGCAUGCUGAGCCCGCAGCCUGGCCUGCGGCAGCAGAUCAAAAUACAGAUGUGGGCCACAGUGAAACCGGUACUGGUCCUUCUGCCCAUCCUGGGCCUAACUUGGCUGGUCGGCAUCCUGGUGCAUCUCAGCCCGGCCUGGGCCUACGUUGCUGUGGGCCUCAAUUCCUUCCAGGGGCCCUACAUCUUCCUGGUCUAUGCUGCCUACAAUGGGGAGGUGAGGAGCGCCCUGCAGAGGAUGACCGAGAAGAAGGCUGUGGGUCAGGCAGGGCCCAGCGCUGUCACCAUCUCCUGUGGGACCUGCUCGGGCCCCUCUAGCCAGCAGCCUCCGGGUCCCUGGGAGGCGCCCCGGACUCCACCAAGAAGACACGUGGCUCUCAGAGGGAUCCACGGCCCCAGAAUCCCCACAGCCUUCUCUUCUAUUGCAGAACCCCAGAGACCGGCUGUGGAGCUAACAGCAUUCAAGGCUUCAGGUUUCUAGAGAGUGUCCAGGGGCUUUCCUGCAAGCCCCUCCCCAGCUCACCUGGCCUGGGGACACCCUCCCAGGACCCCCAAUCUGGAAAAGAGGCACAGCUGGCAGCCUCAAGUGACAGAAGAGCAGCCCUGGAUCAGCUACUCCCAGCUUGAGUGUGGACCCCUCCUGGGGCUCCCGCUAACCCCAGCAUGACCCACUGUCCCCUCUUCCUGAGAUUUGUCCCUGUCCACCUAUCGCCAGGUUCCGACACGCCCUGCAGUGUCUGGUAAUAAACAGUACUGUUGAGAU
Ictidomys tridecemlineatus (thirteen-lined ground squirrel) is the source of this 4525-nucleotide messenger RNA. The record is from RefSeq and is a predicted model, not a curated record. Lineage: Eukaryota; Metazoa; Chordata; Mammalia; Rodentia; Sciuridae.